UGCCUAGCAACUGUCAGUUUGACGUAUGUUUGUUGCUUUUCGCAAGUCAGUUUCACGCGACCGCGACGUUAUUUCCAAUUUAAAUGCGUGACCGCGGCCCAUAAAACUUAUUUAGGAAAUGAACUGAGCAAGACGUAAUGUGUCUGACCUCGUAUGUUUCAAUUACCAUUACCGACACCCACGGUUGGAGCGUUGGAUAACCCGAGCAGUCUGUUUAGCAACGAGGAAGUCUAGGUGUAUUGAUCUCACAAGUGAGUCACUAAACUUUUGUUGAGUUUCUUGACCAUCUUGUGUGUCACCUUUCGCAGGAAAGAAAAUGUCAAGACCAGUGGUUCGGCCACAGUGGCAGUUAGCUGCGUUGGCAGCUCAACGCCGUGAUAACGAGCUCAGAAAGGCAGAGGAACUAAAAAAGAUUGCAAACUACUUUGAGGCCAAUACAAACAAGUCUCGGCACCAUGAGCAGUGGACGACAGAAGGGUACUAUGAGAAAGCAAACAAAGAGGCAGUGGAACUGAGUGAAAGGAAAAUACGAGCUGCUCAAUUAGAAGAACGUCGCAAAAAACUGGAGCUGAUGUUGUUUCAAGAAAACAUGCAGUAUCAGCAAGAGUUGAAGACACUGGGUGCACAACCUAAAUACUAUAAAAAUGGUUCCUACCUCAACAAAGUACCCACCUCCACACUGCAAGAGAUCAACCAAGGCAUCAUGGCGAAGGAAGAGCAGCUCAGAAGACACGAGGCUGAGCUGAGACUGCACCACGCGUGGCGAUUGAGGCAACCGGAGCUGAGAGCUGCCAGCUCAUACAUCGCUGCUGGGAAGUGCAAGUCUGCAUGGUUGGAGCAAAUCGUAGAAAAAGAAAUGGAAAAGAAAAAAGAAGAGGAAGAAAACAUAAAGAUUUUGCAAGAGAGAGACGAGGCGUUGCGCCGCCAGAUACAGAUAGAAGAAGAGAGGCUGAGGGACAAGGAGCGACAGAUGAGGGAGCUUCGCGAAGGUCUCGAAGGGCAAAUAGCUGAGUUUUCAGAAAAAGAGUCGAUCGUUAAUAAACUAAGAAAAGCAGAAGAGAGAGAGAAGAUGAUACUAGACGAGCUCCAGUUCAUAUCGAGUGAAAGAGAAAAAGAACACGCGAGACUGGUGGCGGAAAGGGACGCAAAUAUCGUGAAUAUGGGCUUGCACAAGUAUAAGUUGAAGAGGAAGGUGAUCUCUGUGCUGAAGGAGAUAGAGUUGGAUUUGGAUAUGCUGGCGAAGAUAAGAAGAGCUGUUGUAAAGGAUCUAGAAAAAGAACAAGAAAAAUCGGCCAGCUACAAAAGAGUUCUCGACACAGCCCUACGCGAGCUAGAAGAGUACAAGGAUAAGGAGAGACAAAGACAGAGGAACAUCGAAGCUAUGUACGACGGCGAAGCGAGGCAGAUAAACGAAAAACAAGAUAAGCUAUGGACCAAAGAAAGAGAAGCUCGCUCGAUGCUCAUGAAGGAGGUGAUAUCGACUCUGAGAAGACAGCUGGAAGAGAAGAUAGAAGCGAACCGACAGCAGCAGAAGGAGAACGUUCUGGAACGAGAGAAAAUUCUCGAAGAUAUGGACGGCUUCCACCAGGAAGUGAGGUCUAGGGAAAGGGAGACUCAGCUGAAGAACGCAACAUACUCCACCAUGGCAUCUCUCCAGUCCCAGCUCAACAGCCUCCGAGUGCAGCAGCAGCAGGCCGCGGCGGCUAGCGACCGUGAGGCGGCGCGCAGGGAGGCGUGCGCGCGCGAGCGGCGCCUGCGACACGAGAUAGCGCGCGCGCAGCGCACGCACAGCGCCGAGGCUUGGACGUAGCGGGCGCAUA
Messenger RNA from Ostrinia nubilalis (European corn borer), 1820 nucleotides. Its product is annotated as trichoplein keratin filament-binding protein-like. Gene Ontology annotation, cellular component: keratin filament. NCBI's taxonomy places the organism in Eukaryota, Metazoa, Arthropoda, Insecta, Lepidoptera, Crambidae. The coding region runs from base 317 to 1810 and encodes 497 amino acids. Gene Ontology annotation, biological process: apoptotic process. The transcript is spliced from 10 exons. The record is from RefSeq and is a predicted model, not a curated record.